This is a messenger RNA of Hypoxylon trugodes, 1608 nucleotides long. RefSeq lists its product as uncharacterized. The transcript is spliced from 2 exons. The record is from RefSeq and is a predicted model, not a curated record. The coding region runs from base 648 to 1409 and encodes 253 amino acids. NCBI's taxonomy places the organism in Eukaryota, Fungi, Ascomycota, Sordariomycetes, Xylariales, Hypoxylaceae.
AGUCCCCCAAUCCCUUCCCCUAAUCCAUCAGUCCAUAAUACCUAAAUAAGUUCAUAAAGAGGCGCAGCAACGCCCCCCCUCGAGCACUAAAAAAGGUGCUUGGGGAGCCCAUUUAAUAGAAAAAGUCCGUCCGCGCUGCCAGGCUGCAUGGGAACCCGAACCCCCUAACUAAAACCAUUAAAAUUACUUUACCUAACUCAGCGUACCUAAUUCAAUUAUACUCCGUAUCUUCGCCUCCGCAUUUUUUAUUUUAUUUUAUUUUUUUUUCUUCUUUCUCGACCAGAAUCGUUCUAGACUCUCUCCCAGCGAACGAACGCAACGCGUACGUACAGCUUGUAUACGUACAUACAAGUUGUACACGUCCCUCCCCAAAGCUACAUCACGAAUUUUUUAUUAUUUCGAUAUCGCAUUUGUAGUCAAUUGGGUCGACAAGAGGGACGAACGCAUUAAUAAUCACGUCUAAUUUUGGAAUUUGUUGGUUAGAAGGAGAGUAAGAAAGUAAGAAAAAAUAGAAGCGAAGAAGCGAAAGGAAUUGAAAGAGAAGGGAAAAGGAAAAGAAGGAAAAUAAUUGAAGAAGCCGAAAUCGAAUACCAAAUCCGAAUCGUGUUGCGAAAACAAUAAUAUCGAUCAACAUUCACAUACCAGCCAUGUCGGCUUCGACAACAACCUCUCGAAGCCGAAGCCCCUUAACGGCAACAAGCACACGAUCUUCCUCAUCCUCCGAACACACAUACACAGAUCGACAAGGACAAACAAUACAUCGAUGUCCUUGCGAAAAAUGCGACAACCUUCAUCACAAUACCAACGAAAGCAACGUAACGCGUUUCGACGUGCCGUUAAUCGCAAUCCCGCGAUUACUCACCGCGAUACUAGGCCUAGCGACAGUAAUACGAGUUCACACAUCCAUUGACGCCGGCUGGUGGCCAUGGGAGCAUAAAGUGCUAUUCUCACUAUGCUGGCUGACGCUAUUCUGGAACCUGGCGCACGCGUUUUGCAGCAUAUUAGGUUACGCGUAUUGGCCGUCGCCGCGGCGCAUCGUGGGUUUACCGCCCGUGACGCUAGCUGUUAACGGCCGUACCGUGUUCUCAUUCGGUGGCCCGGAUGAGGAUGAUGGCGCGAGAAGGAGGCGCGCGAAGAGACUUCAAUUUACUGCUGUGGAUAUCUUACUCGCGGGACCGACACUUGGGUUCUUGAUUUACUCGGCACAUAUCAUGUACCCCUGGUGGGGGUCUAGAUAUGUUGGCUUGUGGCCGCCGACGAUAGGAUUAAUCGCAUCUCUUGUUUCCUUCGAAUUCCUUACCGCGUUCCUCCAACUCUUUCAAUUCUUCGAAGCCAAGGUGAUUGGUGUACAAUUGACGAUGCAGGAUAUAUAUGAGAAAGACGACUCCGACGGCCGACUACAAUUAUGAAGCAGUCGAACCGAUAAAGUAUUGUGUUGAUUAUUUGCAAAUUUCUCUUUUCCACUCCUCUAAGCACAGCACAGCACAGCAUAGCAGAGCCAAGCAAGAAAAAAAAUAUACAAAAUCAAAAUUACGAUCUUUUUGUAAUCAACAUUUGGGAGCGGCAUGGAAAUGAUUUCUGGAAAGAUACCAAAGAAAAAGAAAUAUU